AUGGACAUCAGUGCUUCGGAGAGGGCAGAAAAAACGAAAAUCGAACUACAGGAGUACUAUCGGUUUAGGCGCAAUAUUAAAUAUUGGGCAUAUUUCAGUGGUUCAUGGCCAAUCAAGGAUGCUAAUUUCUUUUAUCGCGCCCUACCUUUUUUGGUUUUCACUUCCACUAGUUUGAUAUGUAUUCAGCAGUUUCGAUUUGUCUUUGCCAACAUCACAAAUAUUGGCGUUAUGGUGGGAGGAUUUAGUCUUGGAACGAGUUUUCUAUCGGUAGCUAUGAAGGUGGCUCUUUUCAAAUUCCACAGAUUAAGAUUGCUGGAGAUACAUACAAUACUGGACGGUUUUCAUAAAGAGUCCCUAGCCGACGAGAACUCAAGAUAUUUUGUUUUGGAAAAAUUAACUGGCUUCCGACGUCUAACAAAGAUCUUAUCAAUUUGUGUCCUGUUUGGCUGUGUCUUUUGUAUCAUCGGCCCAAUGUUACUCUUUGUAGCUCAAAUUCGUAGGAACAUUCGUCCCUUGAAAUACACACUUCCAACGCCGGCUGUCUACCCGUGGAACACACACGAUAUAGGAUUACUUUAUAUAUUGACGUUUAUAUACGAAUCGUAUAAUGUCAUAGCUAUAGGUGUCGUGACUCUUGGAAUCGACGGACUAUUUGAGUUCUACAUUUUUUUUGUCAUCGGUCAGCUCAGAGUUCUCAGCGAACAAAUGAUCAAUUUUAAAGCAACAGACGAUCAUAACGCGAUUGUACGCCAAUGGGUCACGAAAUUCUUAGUGUUGAAGAAGUGCUGUCAAAUGUUACAAACAAUUUAUGGACCCAUCAUUUUGUGGCAAGUUGUAACAAAUUCAACUGUAAUUUGUACCGUCUUAUUCCAAGUUACGCAUGUGUCAGGCAUUUCUAUAGGAAGAUAUUUGCUCAUUUUCGGUUACAGUGGAACAAAAAUAAUGCAGACUUAUCUGUAUAGUUGGGCUGGAUCGAGUCUGACUGCUGAGAGUGAAGCGUUGGGAAAAUCCGUGUACUUUUGUGACUGGGUGAGUAAUGGAUGUCAACGUUUGAGGACCUCAGUUUUAAUAAUUCUGACGCAAAAGCCUCUCGUAAUCGUAGCUGCGGGUUGCGUCUAUAUUUCCCUCGAUAUGUUCCUAAUGACAUUGAACACAGCCGUAUCGUACUUCUUCUUGCUGCAGACGUUUGAGGAGAAAGCAUCAUAAUCCCCAAUUUGUGAUUGAC
Messenger RNA from Diachasma alloeum, 1225 nucleotides. It is a transcript of the gene Or169, whose product is annotated as odorant receptor Or2. NCBI's taxonomy places the organism in Eukaryota, Metazoa, Arthropoda, Insecta, Hymenoptera, Braconidae. Gene Ontology annotation, molecular function: olfactory receptor activity; odorant binding. The transcript is spliced from 5 exons. The record is from RefSeq and is a predicted model, not a curated record. Bases 1 to 1206 code for a protein of 401 amino acids. Gene Ontology annotation, cellular component: plasma membrane. Gene Ontology annotation, biological process: detection of chemical stimulus involved in sensory perception of smell; sensory perception of smell.